Molecule: messenger RNA, 1714 nt
Organism: Peromyscus leucopus (white-footed mouse)
Lineage: Eukaryota; Metazoa; Chordata; Mammalia; Rodentia; Cricetidae
Gene: Dpep3
Product: dipeptidase 3
Exons: 10
Coding region: 165-1637 (490 amino acids)
Biological process (GO): proteolysis
Molecular function (GO): metallodipeptidase activity
Source: RefSeq, a predicted model, not a curated record
CUGCGCUUCUAGGCGUGGAAAGUUCCAGAGCGUCCGUUGCACAGCCCUGUGACUGGAAGCUUUUCCAAGCGAGGCCGCGUCCUAGGGACCCUGAAUCGAAGGUCCGAACCCCCAUUGUCACCCUCUGCCCUAUCCCUGCCCUGCUCAGGCUCUGGAGACCGAGAAUGAGCAACAUGCAGCCCGCGGGUGUUGAGGGUCCCCGCGCGCUCGGCCUGCGGCCCCUGGGGCCCUGGCUGUGCCUGCUGGGGAUGCUGCUUCUGGUCCCGCCCCGGUGGGUAACCUGCACCCAGACCACUGCGAACUCCUCCAGCGUUCUGACCACACCGGGGGCCUCCAGGACCAACACCACUCCGGGCACUCCCAAUGCCUCCACCACACCAGGCACAACCAGUGACCCCCGCCUUCGAGAGCAAGCACGGGCCCUGAUGCGAGACUUCCGGCUUGUGGACGGCCAUAACGACCUGCCUCUGCUCCUGAGAGAACGCUUCCAGAACAAGCUGCAGGAUGUGAAUCUGCGCAAUUUUACCCAUGGCCAGACCAGCUUGGAUAGGCUUCGAGAUGGCCUUGUUGGUGCCCAGUUCUGGUCAGCCUACAUCCCAUGCCAGACCCAGGACCGGGAUGCUGUGCGCCUUGCCCUGGAGCAGAUCGACCUCAUUCACCGAAUGUGCGCUGCUUACCCUGAGCUGGAGCUUGUGACCUCAACUAAAGGUCUGAAGAGCACUCAGAAGCUGGCCUGCCUCAUCGGAGUAGAAGGAGGUCACUCACUGGACACCAGCCUCUCGGUGUUGCGCAGUUUCUACCAGCUAGGAGUGCGUUACCUGACACUCACCUUCACCUGCAGCACACCCUGGGCAGAGAGUGCCACCAAGUUGAGACACAACUUCUAUACGAACGUCAGCGGCUUGACAAGCUUUGGCGAGAAAGUAGUAGAAGAAAUGAACCGCCUGGGCAUGAUGAUAGACUUGUCCCAUGCCUCGGACGCCUUAGUGAAGCGGACCCUGGAGGUGUCCCAGGCGCCUGUGAUCUUCUCCCACUCAGCGGCUAGAGCUGUGUGCGACAAUUUGCUGAAUGUCCCUGAUGACAUCCUGCGGCUUCUGAAAAAGAAUGGCGGCAUCGUGAUGGUGACACUGUCCAUGGGGGUGCUCCAGUGCAGCCUGCUUGCUAACGUGUCCACUGUGGCAGAUCAUUUUGAUCACAUCAGGACAGUCAUUGGAUCUGAGUUCAUUGGGAUUGGUGGAAACUAUGAUGGAUCUGGAAGGUUCCCUCAGGGGCUGGAGGACGUGUCUACAUACCCAGUGCUCAUCGAGGAGUUGCUGAGGCGAGGCUGGAGUGAACAGGAGCUGCAAGGUGUCCUUCGAGGAAACCUGCUUCGGGUCUUCGGACAGGUGGAACAGGUGAGAGAGAAGAGCAAGGGGCAGAGCCCUGUGGAGGUCAAGUUUCCAGACAGGCAGCUGAGUAGCACCUGCCACUCCCACCUCCUACCUCAGCCCCAGGAGAAACACCAGAACACAUACUUGAAGGUGACCAAGCGGCCACCUAGUCAGGUCCUUCGGAAGUUCUCCAAAGCCCCCCCAUGUCCCCUUCCAGGCCUCAUAGCGACUGUCACUUCCCUAACCCUCAUCCUUUGGUUUUGGUGAUCUGGCCACAGGUCAGAGUUCUGCUCCCCACUGCCCAGGCCCCAGCUUAUGUUUAGAAUAAAUAUUUGAAACAUUGA